Messenger RNA from Tachysurus fulvidraco (yellow catfish), 1016 nucleotides. RefSeq names its product siaz-interacting nuclear protein. The coding region runs from base 102 to 602 and encodes 166 amino acids. The transcript has 5 exons. Lineage: Eukaryota; Metazoa; Chordata; Actinopteri; Siluriformes; Bagridae. The record is from RefSeq and is a predicted model, not a curated record.
GAUCUCACCGGUGUGGUGUGAUUGAGCCGCCAUGUGAGCUGAUGUAAUACAAUAAAAGAGCUUUUAGGGAAGUUUUGAGAAGGCAGUUCUUGGAGUUGAGGAUGUCAGGUGACAUGGCUGAAAACGUCUCCGGUCUUAAUGUUGUGGGUCCUGCAGAAAAGGAAAAUGCGCAAAGGACUGAAGUUUUGAGGCCAAAGAUUCAAUGGUGCUCAAAUGAAUGUCUCAAUGUAGCUGUUGUCCGCCCAACUACGAGAAGUGGGAGCUGUGACACAAGUCCGACUCCCCCACAAUCUUCUGUUUUAGCAUCUUCAAGAUCACCUGCUAGAACAAAUCCAGAUGACCUUUCACCUCACCUCAGAUCAAGCUACACGUUCAGGAGGAAUUUUACUCGGAUGUGUCCCUUCUCCUUUGAUUGCCGUGACUCCAUGCAAAGAGUUGCUCAAGAACAAAAGCUGGAGAGGCUGAGGCAGGAACUGCAUCCUGCAUUCACCUUUAGAGCCAAUCCAGUGAGGAAAUACAAACCACUGGCACUGAAGCAAAGCUCGCGUCAACUCACAAUCCCCCGAUCGCCGUUCUCCAGUGGCCACCCAGAAAAUAGAUGACAUGCCUUUUAAAUGUGUAUAUCUUUAUUGAAAUCGAUUUUUAAAUUUUAUAUAAUAAAACUAUCCAAAAGAAAGUGUACCAAAUUAUCACAUUCUGCUUGUUAUGAUGCGUGUAAUGGUUACAAGACUGGCUGUUUAAAUCUGUUCAUUGCCUUCAAAAUUUUAUUCACAUUGUAAAUACAUCUAGUAGUCACAGGAGAAAAUUUAAGGUGUUCAGUCAAGACAAACAUGACUUCAGACAAGUGACAGUGUGAAAUAUUGAAUAUUUGUUAGCUAAAACAAGCCCAGGUUAGAUGUUUUUAUUUCAUGUUAUGAAAUGAUGCUCAAGAAAAUCUUCAUUCUUUUUCACACAAGGUAGUCAUAGCAAAAGUGAAGACAAAAUAAAUAAUUCAAAUAAAAGUUAAUAUUCUCUCA